ACCUGGAGUCGUCGCCUAAUCGUUGAGCUAUUUUGCCGGUGGUGUGACAUGGGAGCUUUAUUCGUGGCAAACACACGUCGAUGUCUAUCCAAGAAGAAGAAAGUUCGUCCGCAAGAAUUGCUCUCGCUCGCUCACCUGUCGACAUUCGAAGGAAAUGCACGCGUGACCUCCGACACGAGCGGGUGUCAUGCAUCAUCGAGGCCCCUUGGAUCUCGGGUGAAUGAUCCCAAAUCUGCGUAG
This is a messenger RNA of Acaulospora morrowiae, 240 nucleotides long. The record is from the annotation of a GenBank genome assembly. NCBI's taxonomy places the organism in Eukaryota, Fungi, Glomeromycota, Glomeromycetes, Diversisporales, Acaulosporaceae.